AUGGAACACCAAGUAGAAGUUGAUUAUGUCAAGGUGUUUUUGAGCAACUCUGAUUUAUUCAAAAGAGAUGAUAGUGGGCUAGGUGAUGGAUGUGUGUCUUGUGACGAUAGUGCCCUUCUGUGCAAUUGUAAGGUUGGCCAAACAUGCAAGAUGACAAUCAGAACAUGUACCAACUGUGCUUAUUACAAAUGUAUCAGUGCUUCUAAAAAUGUCGGAGGAAUUGUCGGGGGGAUUAUUGGUGGUACAGUAUUCCUCGCACUAAUAGUAGCGUAUAUUGUUUGGAAUCACAAAAAACAAAAAAGAUCAAACCGUUUCUUGAAAUUGGAAGCCCAAGAUAAGGAACUUAUGGAAGUCAUUGAAGGCGGGGAAUAUAAAGAUAAUAAUGGCAUCAAGAUGGAUACUCUUGAUCGAAAGUUUAGAGACAAUAUGGAGACCCCACCACAGUUCAGCAAAAGCCCUGGUGAAAGCUAUUUUGGUGAUAAGAGCCCGAGAUUUUCCAGAAAAUCCGGGAGAAGAGCUUCCAAUUACAGAAAUUCCACCAACACAUUCACCAGUUUGGCCACUUCUGCGUUGUCCAGAGCCUCAAAUAUUAUUCCUAUUGCUUAUGUUCCAGGGGUGAAGGUGAGAAGCACCUCCACUUUGAUGAACAAUAGACUGAUUGUGGAUGAUGUUCAAUCGCUUGAUUCGAGAGUCAAUACCACUAUUGGUACUCCUUUGUCAACCACCACCGCAGUUAGAGCAGUGCCAAAAUUGGUCGAUGUCGGUAAGAAAGCAUCAGUGAAAAAGGAUGAUGUUAUUUAUGAAGAUGAAGAUGAAGAUUACGCCGAUGAUAGAACCGAUUCCGCCUCAUACACAUCUAGUGAAGGGUACCGCAAAAACAAUCCUAGCUUGAAGACCUUGACCAAGAGCGAAGAAUUGCGUAAAAAUAGAGCUUCAAUCCCAGGAUUGACCCAUAUCAUGGAAGAACAACAGGAUGAUAAUAGUGCAUUCAAUGAGUUGAUAUCUCUUGGAACUGACUCCGAAGAAGAAGAGGAAGUUAUCAAAGAGAUUACUCGUGGUAACACCCCUGUCUUGGUCAAAUAUAAUAAAUCUACAAAUAGACCUAGCUCAAGAAUAUUGGAGGUUGAAAACGAUAAGAAUCCAAUAAAUCCAUUUGAUGAUGAAUAUGAAUAUAAAAACUGA
This is a messenger RNA of Saccharomycopsis crataegensis, 1182 nucleotides long. Its product is annotated as Opy2 protein. The coding region runs from base 1 to 1182 and encodes 393 amino acids. The record is from RefSeq and is a predicted model, not a curated record. Lineage: Eukaryota; Fungi; Ascomycota; Saccharomycetes; Ascoideales; Saccharomycopsidaceae. The transcript has a single exon.